CUUUUGUGGGCGAAAAGAUGCAUGAUUUUAUUUAUCUUUUCACCCCUGAUUUUCGUUAUCCUUCUUUAGGAUCCUUCUACUUUCCGAAUUUACGACUUUUCAUUUCUCCUUUUCUUCCUUUCUGUUGCCACCGAAGGUGUAACGACAGUGAUAUUGAUCUCCCGACACCCCACCCUUUGUACAUAUUCCGCAGACCCAUCCUUCUUUCACCAUCUACUCCUUGGGAUGCACUCGGCGCUGUUAAAACACCCUCCGGAAUGACCAUUGCUGCUCCACACUCUGAUUUUCGGUACCUGUCCUUCUUCUCUAUCAACCGCACAGCCUCCGCAAUCAACACCCUGCAGUCAGGAUGCCCACCAUCACCCAGCAAACCAAUAGAUCGAUGGACGCUCUUGCAAGACCGAGAAUGCGAUCUGGAGUAUUAUGAGACCUACUUUCGUAAUAAGACUCAUUACAAUUACGUGGCUGCAGCAUCUGUCCAAGGACCUGUCAUCGUGUCCAUUGUAAUCGAUCAGAAGGAUUGCAUCAGGAUCCUUAUCAGAACGGCCCAGGGCAGCAAAAGAAUCGACCACCCAAUGUCGGCAUUAUCAAUUCCCUGGUACAGAAAAGCCUUUGGCAUUUCUUACUCUUGGAUUCUAAGCCAGACCUGCCCAGCGUUACCGAUUCAGCAGUUAGGGCUAUGCCAGCAUCCGGAACUGCCUCGAGAGCUAGUGCGGAUGGAGGAGCGGCAGGUUAUCCGGUGCUACAAGUUUGGAAUCUACCAGCUGUUGCCUGGACAGACAUUGGAGCACCAAGGAUUGGCGAAUCCGUGCGAUGCAUGCACGCCAGAUUUUAUGGAUUUUGUUCAUUGGCUCGGAGAGCCGAUUCGACUUCAUGGCUGGAAGGAGUACAGAGCAGGGCUAGAUGUCAAUGGUGAUAUCACUGGAGAAAAAUCCAUUUUCACAAAGUGGAACGACUACCAAAUCAUGUUCCACUGUGCGCCUUUUAUGCCGUUCAAUCCUAACGACCAUCAGCAAGUCGAGCGCCGCCGGUUUAUCGGAAACGAUAUCGUCGUCAUCGUCUUCAAGGAGAGCGAUGACGAAGAGCAGUUUGACUUAAGUAGUGUUGGGUCCCGUCAAAACCACAUCGUCUGUAUUGUACGGCCUAUCCCAAGCGGCACGUCCUUAAAACCUCAAUCCUACCGUGUUGCCAUCGCUGUUAAGAAUGGCAUUCGCAACUUCCCGCCGCUUGAUUUUCCAGCUGUUCUUCAACGAGACGCGGCAUCGCGGGAUCUACUGCUGCUAAAAUUGAUUUGCGGAGAGCGAGCAGCAUACAAGGCCGAGGCGUUUGCAACACAGCUCGUGCGCACAAGAGAGGCGUUGUUACGGGACGUUAUCGAGACACAUCGCUGAGAUGAAGACGCGGAUUGCGCGAGAAGACAGGGUUUGACUCGCAACAUGAGUAGCCUCUGAUGGAUGACACCGAGCAGAAAUUGACAACCUGUGGACCUUACUGGUGAAAGGCCGAUUGUUCUCUUUAGAGUGGAGGGCCUUAAAUUUUUCUCAUUGUACCCGCACUAGUGUCUUCAAGCAUCGCAUACCUAUCCUUUUAAUUGCAAACUGUGCAUGAACUUUGCCUCCACAAAGGACGGGUUAGGUCUUUCGUCUGUCCUGGCGACCUUGACGCGUACACGCUUGGACACCAAAGCUUGUUCACACUCCAGUGUCUGCUUUUGCAGGUGUGGAGAGAUUUUGUUACUUUAUAUACACAUGCAUAUAGACAGGUUCGUCCUGAUGUGGAGCAGAACGAUUGGGGAGAUCCCGGAGAUUAAUAAUGUAAUAUAAUUCGCAUAGAUACGAAAGACUAGCCUCGUGUGG
This is a messenger RNA of Gamsiella multidivaricata, 1856 nucleotides long. RefSeq lists its product as uncharacterized. The record is from RefSeq and is a predicted model, not a curated record. Gene Ontology annotation, molecular function: GTPase activator activity. NCBI's taxonomy places the organism in Eukaryota, Fungi, Mortierellomycota, Mortierellomycetes, Mortierellales, Mortierellaceae. Gene Ontology annotation, biological process: regulation of small GTPase mediated signal transduction. The coding region runs from base 18 to 1391 and encodes 457 amino acids. The transcript is spliced from 8 exons.